Molecule: messenger RNA, 3869 nt
Organism: Ilyonectria robusta
Lineage: Eukaryota; Fungi; Ascomycota; Sordariomycetes; Hypocreales; Nectriaceae
Exons: 6
Coding region: 256-3726 (1156 amino acids)
Biological process (GO): lipid metabolic process
Molecular function (GO): protein binding; ADP binding
Source: RefSeq, a predicted model, not a curated record
GCGCCCAUAAGCACAGCCACCGAACUAAGACGUCUUACUGGACGCCUGAAAUCACAACUUUGAGGCUUGCAGAUGGUCGGCUCUUGUGACUACGCGGCUGAGCUGGUAUCAAGGCGGCCUGCGCCAUUUUUCCCCGUCAACAAUUCAGGCCUCUCUCUCAGAAAAAUCGAAUCAACCCUUUGAUACGGAGCGCGUAGCAGUGGCCCACAAGAGCGACAACGUCCUUCAUACUGCAAUUGCACAAUACAUGCUAGCAUGGCGGACGACAGACCGCUCUGUUUGCUCGCCCUUGACGGCGGGGGGAUCCGCGGGCUCUCGGAACUCUUGGUCCUUGAGGAGAUUAUGAAUCGGAUCAAAUAUGAUCUCGAUGAAGACGAUGAUCUUCUGCCGGCGGACUUUUUUGAUCUUAUCGGCGGCACAUCUACAGGAGGUUUGAUUGCGCUAUUGCUAGGACGUUUGCGUCGAUCGGUACCGCAGGCUAGGAAAGAAUACGUCCGUCUUGCGGAGGAGGUGUUCUCCCUUCCGAGAUACCUAAAGAAAGAUACCUUUGAUGGCCAGAAGCUUGAAGAAGUGGUCAAGCGACUUCUGGGGGACGGUCGGGCCGAGGAGAAAAUGCUAGAGAAAGACGGCACCUGCAAAGUAUUCGUCUGCGCCGUGCCGCAACAUGAUGUCAGAGCCCGAGCAGGACCCAGACUGUUCAGGACAUAUAGAGUGCGCGAGAAUGCCUCGUUCAACUGCAAGAUCUGGGAAGCCUGUCGCGCGACUUCCGCGGCACCUUCGUAUUUCGAACCUAUCAACAUCGGCGACGAGGGCGAACAAGAGACAUUCGUGGACGGCGGCCUCGGAUAUAAUAAUCCUGUUGAGCAGCUGCUCGAGGAGGCGAGACGUGUCUUUCCCGGACGGAAGGUCGCCUGCGUCGUUAGCAUCGGAACCGGCGUCGCCAAUGUCAUCACAUUUCCCGAGUCGCCAAAGUCGAGCCCGCUCAAGCUGAUCAAAGCACUCAAGAAAAUGGUAACUGAGUCAGACACAACAGCAGAGAAGAUCCACGGACGGUUUCGAGACGUUCAGGACACGUAUUUCCGCUUCAGCGUUGAUCGUGGCCUCCAAGGCAUUGGACUCGAAGAGUGGAAGGAAUUGUCCAAGGUCCGUACGUUUACAACCGAAUACAUCAACCAGCAAGUAGUUUCAGAGCAACUCAACAAGGUGGUUAAGGCUUUGCUGGCGUCUAAGAUUGACAACACAGAAGCCUCAACCGCACUGAUUCGACUUCCUCAGCCUACUUCGGGCAACAUCGGAAGUUCCCAGGAGCCUCGGACGCUACAAUGGCGAAUGGCUAAGGGGACUUCUCUCCCUAGCUUUCUCAGCACUACGGAACAGCUCGCAUCUCAUAUCGUGGUGUCUGUACGCAAAAACCACUGGGUUGUUCCACUUAGUCACAACGACUACUUUGUCGGACGCGGCAAAGAAAUUUCACAACUGCUUGCCAAAAUAUCCCCAGGGCGUAAUACAAGCAACUGUCAGAAAGCUGUGCUCGAGGGCUUGGGGGGCAUCGGCAAGACGCAGAUGGCUCUAGAGGCCGCGUUCCAGUUCAGGCAAAAGUACCAGGACUGCUCUGUCUUUUGGGUACCAACUAUGGAUCUUGCCACCUUUGAGAAUGCCUAUCGCAACAUCGGCCGAAAACUCCUGGUUUCCGGGAUCGACAACGACGAAGCAGAUGUCAAGACACUUGUCAAGGCCGCACUGAACCACGAAGACGUAGGCAGCUGGCUCUUGGUUGUCGACAACGCCGAUGAUUCAGAUCUUCUCUUUGGCCAUACAAAUCUAGCUGACUAUCUUCCAUCUGGCCCUCAUGGCUCUAUUCUAUUCACGACUCGGAAUCAUGAUGUUGUAAUGAAGCUUGGUGUCUCACAUAUGGAUGUCAUUGCCGUCGGAGAAAUGAACCAAGACGAAUCUCUGGCACUUUUGAAGACUCACCUCAAAGAAGAUCAGCUGGGCGACACCGAGAGCACAACAAAGCUGCUUGAAUUUCUUACGCAUCUGCCACUCGCGAUAAGGCAGGCAUCUGCAUACAUGGCGAGAAAUCGGAUAUCAACUACGGAGUAUUUAAGCCUUUGUCAGGCCAGUGACGAGGAUACGAUCGAUCUGCUUAGCAGGUGUUUUGAGGAUCUACGUCCCCAUGAGGACAGACAAAACCCAGUUGCCACCACUUGGUUGAUUUCGUUCCAGCACAUUGUACGCCACCACCCUCUGGCGGGAGAUUACCUGAGAUUCAUGUGCUUCCUGGUCGAGAAGGACAUUCCACUGUCUUUAUUACCGCUAUCAGCACGUAGAACAGAGACAGUGGAAGCGAUCGGCACUCUGAAGGCAUACGCAUUUGUCACUCAGCGGGAGGGGCAGGAUGCCUACGAUAUUCACCGGUUGGUUCGACUGUCGAUGUUGAAUUGGCUGAAGCAAAAAGGAGAGCAUACAGAAUGGGCUACGAAGGUGAUGCGCCGGCUUGAGAAUGUCUUUCCCUACCCCAAGCAUGACAACAAAGACGAAUGGAUGCGAUAUCUUCCCCAUGCAUUGAGAGUUUUAGAGUCGGGAAGUGUUUCACCAAAUGAUGACGGAAAGAGAAGACUUCGUCACAAUGUGGCCUGCAGCAAUUAUUUGCUCGGAAACUACAAAACGGCUGAGCAGCUAUUCCGACUGACAUUCAUGCUACUACUGGGUGAACCAUUAGAGGUAAAUAAUUUCACACUCAGCACCAUGGCGAGUCUUGCACAUGUGCUUUGCAGACAAGGCGAUUAUGGAGGGGCCGAGCAGCUAUACCAGCAGGCAUUAGCACUACAGGCGACGGUGUUUGGCAAGGAUGAUCCUGUGACGCUGAAUAUCAUGGAAGGCAUUGCAGAUGUACUUGACCAUCGAGGCAGCUAUCAGGAGGCUGGGAAGUUGUACCAGGAGAUAUUGGUACUACGGACGAAGGCAUUGGGUACAGAACAUCCAGAAACACUCAUUGCAAUGCACAAUAUUGCAAAUACACGUCUCAACCAAGGUAGCUAUGGGGAAUCAGAGCGGUUAUAUCGACAGACACUGGCACUAAGCAUGAAAGUGUUGGGUAUAGAGCAUCAUCGCACAAUCGAUACAAUGAUAGGCCUCGCAUCUGUACUUCAAAAACAAGGCAGCUACGAGGAGGCGGAGCAGUUAUCUCAGCAGACACUGGUACUACAGACGAAGGCAUUGGGCGCAGACCAUCCAGAGACACUCAAUGCAAUGCAGAAUCUUGCAAAUUCACGUUUCACACAAGGCAGCUAUGGGGAAGCAGAGCGGUUAUAUCGACAGACACUCGCACUACGAACAAAAGUAUUGGGCGCGGAACAUCCCCAUACACUCGAUACAAUGCGAGGCAUUUCGAAUAUACUUCUCCUUCAAGGCAGUUAUGAUGAAGCUCAGCAGGGAUACCGGCAGAUACUAGCGCUGCAAGUGAAGGCUUUGGAUGCAGAAAAUCCUAAUGCACUCAUCACAAUGAGUUGCCUGGCAGAAGCAUUGUACAAGCAAGAGAGCUUCACAAAGGCCGAGGAGUUGUACCAACAGACACUGGCACUGCAAACAAAGAUAUUAGGCGCAGAGCAUCCUGACACGCUCCACACAGUUCAUCGACUUGGACUAGUGCGUCGAGACCAAGGGAAUCAUAAGAAGAACGACCCACGAGGAAAGGGUAGAGUCGACGACCUGCCCGCCCGAUGACGUUUUCAUCUCGCAGCGAGAACAUCCAGAAAAUACACGGCCCUCGGAUUCAUCAAAAUGAACAUCAGUGACGGAAAAACUUGGGAAUGAUGAAUGUAUAUGAGACCCGAAGCGAAGGUGUGCGGCAAAUCGUUGGUUUAUUA